AUGUCGUUCGUUCAGCCAAUGUCCGACCAGGUGGAGUUCUACGAUACAGUUGAAGCUCGUUCAUAUGGAUCGUUGGGGAAUGAUGACGAAAUUACGGAAAGCAUGUGUGACGAAUUCUUCCGAUCCCGUCUUGGAAAUCCGCCAACAACGUCACUGCAAGAUGCCAUAGUAGUCUCCCAUACAAGAACUGAGGACGGACAUCAAGAAGCUACUAUCCAAGCAUCCAAUGGCGAAGCUGUACUUGAGCCACCAAUAGUAGUUCCACGCGUGACAGAAUCCGUUACGCAGUCGGUGACUGUGCCUAGCCAAGAUGAAAACAGACCAGUGACAGUCGCUACGAAAGAGGAAGCUAAUCUAGAGGAUCUCGGACGACUGGCAAUGUUUGGUAAGAAAAGAACUGUUUUACGACGAUCACAAAUUCGCGAACUCCCGCAGCCUACACAUUCUCAACCAGGUGCGCCUGCAUCUUCAUCUCUCCAAUCAACUUCUCGACAUCCGAAUACAACACCAUCCGCUCCGAGAACAACUGGCGCAAAAUCACUCGUACCCCCAGUAACCAAAACCGGCACAUUAACAAGAAAAUCGAAUGCGCACAUACGUCCCGAACGAUCCACUCCCCUUUCUCAGCGCCAGACUCAGGAAAGGAGUGUUCGUCCGGCCAUCGCACUUCCCAGACCUACGGGUAGGACUCCAGUACUGAAACCAGUCCGAACACCGCGGACCGUUCCACAGGUUCCAUCGGGGCCGAUCACCCGUGCACGCAGUAAAGAGCUGAGAAAUGUCGCCAUCGAAAGCUCAUCCAUGCAGUCUGUCGCGACUGUUGGUUCUCGCGGCACAGGAAACAUUGAGAAUGGUUUGCGGCAGCUGAGAUUGGGCACAGAGCCGGAGCGAGUAUCUCGCAGUCGUGCGCCGCAUACGACAACAAGUAGUAGAUCGUCAGCAAUGCAGCGCCAACCUGUGCGUAUCGGUCACGAACGUCAGCGACCUCCCAGUCCAGGGUCCUUUCUCAGAAGCGAAGCAGUUCCCAGCGCUCGUGAGUUUCGCCAAGAACUUCUUCAUCGCAACUCCAGCCUAGGUAGUUGUCAACGUGCCUCAUCCACUCCUAAAGAUGAACAGAAGCAGUUUUCCACGAAUGGAGAGCAGUCUAAAAAAGGACCUGCCUCACAAAGAACCAGCGGAACUGCAGCGGCUCCACCCGUCGCUCGCGCAUCAAGCGUCACUAGACCAGCAAGGGCGCCCGUAGUUCCUCUGGCUCCUAGAUCUUCGAGCGUCACUAGAGCUCCGACUGUGGCGCAGCCUUCCGUCCGUCCAACAGUGCGCUCCUCCAGUUCCACUCGUCCUGCAGUGGGACCUGCUAUGACUCGCCCGCACGUCCGUCCACCCAGUGUUACUCGUCCGCAAAUUCCGAAUUCAACCGCACCGCCUCGUACCGUUUCGCGCAAUGGUAUAGUGCCUGACAGGAAUACCGUGUCUAUAAGAACGACAGGGACUACCCCUAUCCCAUCAAGGCCUUCCGAACCACGUUCGACGGUGAUAGGAAGUUUUCGCAGAAGAGAUCCCGGAGAUUCGACCCCCAGGCAGGAUUUUCGAGAUAACCUGCGGCGCUAUCCGGCUCCAUCGGGCUUAACACCUCUUCAUCGGCCGUUGGCUACCGCGACUAGUAUUAGAUUCCAUCCAUUGCAUGUACAUGGUUGCACUUCAAACGAUACAGCCAAUGUCGCCGCGCCUUCCCCACCGAAAGUACUGUCCAAACAUCAAGUGGACGCCAUGAUCAAUCGACUCGCAGCCCCGAGGAGAAGCGCAGUUCCGAAAGGAAUCCCCAACCAGCAAACGCACGGUCUGUCAUGCACAAAAGUAAGAAGUCGAUCAACGUCUAUGGCUCGCCGCCCAUUGUCGGCUCAGGAACUCCACGCCCCAGCAUGCCGCGCAGCACUCCAGUUCGCGCCAGAAGAUCAGCUUGGUCCUUCCAACUGUCCUCCACAAAGCAGUGCUUCUGUCCAAGAUAUGGCCAGUGGAGAUGUUAUGUGAAACUAAGAAGUCCUUUACCGAGUCAAUAAGUAUUAAUGUUGCAAUUACUCAUAUUUGUUCUUACUUAUAUCAACGCUCGCCCUUUGCAGUCUUUCUUUUCGGUGCAAGAAAAUUAAUAUCAUGUGGUUCACCCCGAAUUUGUAACUAGAAAUUUAUUUUUGUGACAAUACGAUCCAUGUUGAAGGAAAGAGAUGCUACAAUGUGGUGAGAUAUAGUUUUAGUCAAGCAUUAUCAUGGUUCAUCUUCUGACAUUCACAAACUUCUGAUCAAACACGAUAUCUAUAUCUAGCCUGCUCUCUGUACUAUCAUUGCCUUAAUCUCACAGAGAACGCGAUAAUGAUGCGAUCAUUCGUUUGUCCGUUCAUUUGUCGUGUUCGUUCAUUCUCUGUAUCAUACUAUGCCUCGUUUAUAUUCGUUUAUGCACAUAAAUAGUAUCUCUGAAUGGAAGUGUAAUGUUACUUGAAAAAGUCGUCAUCGCUAUCUGAUGGAGUGGCUUCUUUGUGCUUCGAAG
Cylicocyclus nassatus is the source of this 2539-nucleotide messenger RNA. Lineage: Eukaryota; Metazoa; Nematoda; Chromadorea; Rhabditida; Strongylidae. The record is from the annotation of a GenBank genome assembly.